Molecule: messenger RNA, 2106 nt
Organism: Rodentolepis nana
Lineage: Eukaryota; Metazoa; Platyhelminthes; Cestoda; Cyclophyllidea; Hymenolepididae
Source: the annotation of a GenBank genome assembly
AUGACAGCCAAAGAUGAAAAUGUUAUUUUGGAAAAAUUGCAAAAUCAAACUAUUGAGACUGAUAAAAUAGAAAAGGGCUUGCAUGAUUUUCACAAAAAAUACGAUCAGAAAUCCGAAGCCCACGAAGAAGCUUUGCUUAAAAUUGUCCAUGAGCUGCAAUCCGUAAAUUCAGACGCAGCUCUAUCUCCUGAUGUUAAAAUCCGAAUAUGCUCUUUACUAUCCAAUAUUAAAUCCGACUUUGCAGAUGCUACCUCACUUCAUCGGGGUAUUCAUGGAAAUAUUUCAAAGUUCAAGAAAACUAUUGAAAAGACUUUUGUUGAAGAUACAUCUGCUUUUACCAAAUACAUUUCUGGUGAUCCUACAAAAUGUUUACCACUUUUAAUGAACGAACUCUUUCCCGAUUCCGAAAUCUAUAAAAAGGCUGAUGUUAUGAGUGAUGAUGAAUUAUUUUCGACUAUUCUUGUUGAGGAAUUGGUACGAAAUGGCUAUGGUCCCGUAGCCAUUCAAUUAGCCAAGGAAGUUGGCAUGAAUGAGGAGGAUGUUGGAAUGGAAAAGUUUCGUGAAGUUGGUUCAAUGGUUUGUGCUCUCAAGGAUGGAGAUUUAGAACCCGCGAAAGCUUGGCUAGAGGCUUAUGAAUCGAUUAUUGGGUCAGUAGCCAAAGAUCUGAGGUACGUUUUGGCCAAAUUGGAAUUCCUUUCGGACGUCCAGAAAUGUAAUGGAAACCCAGCAACUGUGAUUGGAUGUUUGAGCAAAAUUUCUCCCUAUUCAAAAGAUUAUCCAGAGGAUACAUCCGUUUUUUCCCGUUGCUCCUCUGAGGAGACACUUGACUUGUUCACUGCUCUUUAUUUGACUUUUUGUCCAGCUCUGGGUUGGCUUAUCCCCUUGCCGGGUGCUCGCCCAUGUUCAUGGAAAUGUUGUUUCCGCCUCUGUGUCCUUAUGGCUUUAGAUUUGAUCUGUGAAAUAAUUGCGCUGAAUUUUGGUGCUAAGGAAGAGAGGUUCGAUAUCGCAAUCCAGUUCAGCCAACGUGUGCAAAUAUCUGUCUUCUUAAUUCCAGACUUCAAGCACAUCAUGGGAAGCCUCCUGUUUUUAAACCGUGAUCUCACUAACACUCCCUACGCCGAUCUCUCCUUCAUCGAUCAGCCCAACAAUCUCCCCCACUUCAUCACGUCCUCUGGCGUCUCACUACCCACUCUCCCAAUGGUGAGCCUUUUCACUUCCGCUGAAGGAGAGAAGAGAUCAGAGGGUGAAUGUGGCGACGCUGAGCCUAUGGACGCACAGAAUGAUAUGGAUACUUCUUGUCCUUCUUCUGACUCCGAUGAGAACCUCAAACCGAAUGCUUUUGUUCGUGCUGCCCAUCUCUUUGGUGCUGUGGCUUGUCAAUAUCAACUAAAGCUCUCCACAAUCGACCCCCUCAGAAUGGCAUUCGCCUCGGGGUUGAAGGUGCUUCCAAAGCUCUAUGAAACACAAAAGGCCUUUACUUGGCUCCAAAACUAUACCAAAGCUGGUCCUCAUGGUAUACAAACACUUCCGGUUACAGUUGAGCUUGACUCCGUGGCUCAGCAGCACAACAUAUUCCACUGUCCCGUUGAAAAGGAAGUUUCCAAUUGGCUCAACCCAGUGCUCCGAUUACACUGUGGACAUGCCAUCACUCGGGAUGCCUACAAUAAUAUGUUAAAUAAUGAACGAAACGCUUCAGGUCACAUUCGUGGUGUUGUUGGUAACGCUCUUAUCUCAAUACGCGGCGAUGAGUACCGAGUUCCAUUAGUGUUUGGCCGACAAGCAUUUGAAUCUCUACACCGCAAGCAUUACUAUUGUCCCUCUACUGCAUUUGAAGUAUCCCAGUAUUCGGCUUCUAGACCCAAAACCUGGAGUUGUUUGCACUUUCAACUACCUCACUUCACUGUAUCUCCAUUUGCAAUGUACAAAAAGACCUAUGGUUCACGUAAAAUCAAUAUGAAUCUUCUACGACAUAUAUUAAAGCUUCUUGUCGUUGCAAAUACUCUGUUAAACUUGGUGUACCUCUUCUCCCCUUUUUGUAGGAAACUCAAGUGUCCGUAUUGUCCAAAGGAGACAACGCGAGAUCAAUUGAUGGUGCUACAUUUCUGA